AUGAUUGGGUUGUUGCAGCCUAACCGUUUGGCAGCAGCUGUGAAGAGUUUGCAUUCGCGAAGCUCUCUGGAGAUUCAUAAGCUACUUAAAGAUAGUGACGAUUUCUGUAUUUGUUAUAACCCUGGAGAAGAAGAAGAGUCACCACAAAAGAUUAAUGUAGAGAAAAUGGUGGAAAUGUUACCUCAGCACCUCAUGGCAGUGCUUGUGACUGCUGAUAAAGAUGAAAAGUAUGAAUAUUUACUGCGUGGGAUCAGAGUGUUGCAGACAUUUUGCGACUUAACACCUCGUCACACUAAACUCGAGCAGGUCUUGCUUGAUGAUGUGAAAUUAUCAGGACUGAUGCUUGAUUUCGUGUUCCUUGUGCUAAUAGCUCUUGGCGGGCAUAGAAAGGAAAGCCGGAGUUCAGAUUAUAGUACAUUGUUAGACGCAACAGUGGUGGCUUCGAGUCUCUACCUGUUGCACGGGAUAAUCUCUCCUAACUACCAAGAUCUUGUUCAAGUCUUGCUUGCACACCCUAAGGUUGAUGUGUUUAUAGACAGUGCUUUUGGAGCGGUUCACAAUGUUUUGAGGUCUUUAAGAGGGAAGGUGAUGUAUGGACGAAUUGAUCUACGACCGAGAGUUGUAAGCUCAAAAGCUGUAGAGGCGAUUAUCGUCCACUGCCAACAAGCUGAAGCUGCUUUGCAGUUCCUUCUAUCUCUAUGCCAACACAAACAGUUUAGAGACCGUGUCGCGGAAAGCAAGGAGCUAUGUGGAAAUGGUGGUGUACUUAUGCUAGCUCAAUCCAUAUUAUCUCUGACUGUUGUAGUCGAGUUUGUUAGAGCACCCGCAAUAUCACCUUGCGUAUCUAGAAUGAAAGCAAAAGUCCUUUCACUUUUGCAGCAUCUGUUUGAGGCGGAAAGUGUCUCGUUCCUUGACGAGGUGGCAAGAGCAGGAAACAUACAGUUAGCCAGAAUUGUUGCCGCAGAGGUUCUUGGAAUAUUGAGGGGUGGCCUUUCUAACGCUACCAAGGCUAGUGCUCCUUUUGAGUAUCCAAUGGGUUUUGUGCUCCUUAACGCUCUGCGCUUGGCUGACGUGCUCACCGAUGACUCAAAUUGUCGACGGUUUUUCACAGAACAUUUUAGUAUGGUUCUCAGUGCUGUAUUUUGUCUCUCUCAUGGAGAUUUCUUGUCACUGCUGUGCUCUUCUGAUCUUCCUAAAAGGGAGGAUGAUGCGACACUGGAUUAUGAUCUGUUUACUUCAGCUGGAUGGGUUUUGAGUGAUAUUUUACCUGGUAGUCAAGUAGCCGUACCUCAAUUCAAGCUUAAUCUUCAAAAUAAUCUCACCAUGUCUUCGUACGCACAUCAAAGAACAUCCUUAAUUGUUAAAAUCAUGGCGAACCUUCACUGUUUCGUCCCUGAAGUCUGCCACGAAACGGACAGGAACCGUUUCAUUGGGAAUUUUGUGAGUGGAUUGCGAAAGGAUCCUUCAAGCAUAUUGGCUAAUAUAUUGCCAUAUUCUUCAUAUACUCCAGAGGCACAGAGAGGCACUGGUGUUUGCAAAAAUCUACGUUCUCUGUUGCGCCAUGCACAAUCCUUGAUCCCUACUGCCCUCGACAACGAAGAUUUCGUCAUUUUUAGGGUGUUCUACGAUCAGUUAGAACCACUAAUCUGUUCUGAGUUUAAGGAUUGUCAAGCUCAGGAUAUUCAAGGUGCGGGAUGGAAUUCGUCUGGUAAGCAGCUAAGAAAAGAGCCUCUGAAUCUUAACGAUGUGGAAGCUUUAGAGAAUUCUGAUAUCCGCGUGGAAGGUGCGGCGGCGACGACAAAGCAAGGCGUGAACGAGGAGCUGGAACUAGCUGAACGGUUGAAAGAGAGCGACCUAGAUGGUAGCAAUCUUGAAACCAGUGGCUCAGAUUCGAGCUCCAACAGAGGGAAGAGCAUGGUUGAUCGGGCUGGAGAUGGAGAGUUGGUCCAUAAAGGGAGUGCGUCGGGAGAAGUGAAGGAGUCUGAGAGAGCUGAUGGCUAUCUUGUCUUUGAGACGCAGAGGAAGAAACGUAAGCGUAGUAUUAUGAAUGAUGAUCAAAUGGCCAUGAUCGAGAAGGCGCUUGCUGUUGAACCUGAAAUGCAGCGAAACUCGGUUUGGGUACAGCAUUGGGCCGAUAAGUUGAGUCAAAAUGGUCCUGAGGUCAUUACAUCAUCGCAGCUGAAAAACUGGUUGAAUAACCGAAGAGCCAAGCUAGCUCGAGCAAAUAAGAAUUCGGGACUAGUUCGUGAUAAUAACAGCUCAGGGGAUUUAGCGGAGAGUCCUGGAGAUGAAAACAGUUGGCAGCAAAAACCAGCAAUACCAUUUAUAGAUUUAGCUGCUGCAUCAUCGGAAGGGCUGAAGCAAGGGCAACAAGUGAUGCUCGUGGACGAGAGAGGAGGCGAGAUAGGGAGAGGAAUGGUGCUGAAAACAGACGGUGAGUGGUACGGUUUAAGCCUGGAGGCAAGACGGGUUUGUGUGGUUGAUGUAAUGGAGCUUAGUGUGUCGUAUGAUUGGAGCAAAAUGAGCAUCCCUUAUGGAUCUGAUGAUGUUGGGAGGACUUUUGGAGAGGCGAACUCGAGGUUUGGAGUUAUGAGAGUGGCUUGGGAUGUGAACAAGCUUCGGUAUCAGACUGUUUGA
Messenger RNA from Microthlaspi erraticum, 2637 nucleotides. The record is from the annotation of a GenBank genome assembly. NCBI's taxonomy places the organism in Eukaryota, Viridiplantae, Streptophyta, Magnoliopsida, Brassicales, Brassicaceae.